GUUAAAUACGAAAACCUUGAUGCGAUUGACACUAUAAAAGCAAGGAAACUAAAAAUCCCCUUACCGAAAAACCCUCGUUUGACGUCCGGUCCCCGAGCUGUCACACCGCUACCAGUUCGCCACUAAUCGCCUCCGCCUUCUUCGUCUCCUUCAUCUUCUACUCUCAACUGACUAUCACCGCGAAUUACUACAACUACAAUCGCCCAUUCCCAAAAACACAAGCUAAUCCACCAAAAGAGCACGCACUUUUCAGGAUCCCUAAUCCUCGAUUAAUUAAAAUUCACCGUUGCGGUCACCAUUACAGUAAAUUGCUAUUUGAUUAAUCCGGUUAGUUACCUGAACUUGUGCCGCUCAUUUGGAACAGAAGAUUGAAUAGAGAUGGAUGAUAUCGUGCCUGAAUACAAGAAAAGAAUGGCACGUUUUAGAAUCCAAGAACUCAAAGAUGUCCUUGGCCAACUUGGUCUUGCAAGAACCGGGAGGAAGCAGGAUCUCAUGGAUAGGAUACUGACUUUGCUUUCUGAUGAAGAAGAUAUUCAUGGUCCACAAAAGAAUAAACUUAUCCGAAAGGAAGAUGUAACAAGGAUAAUUGAUGACAUUUACAGACAAAUGCCACAUACAGGGGCAACUGAACCAAUAACAGGUGGACAUUGUGUCUCUGAUAGUAGUAGCAUUACACCAAAAAAGGAGACUGUGGAUCAAAAAGUUCGUUGUCCAUGUGGCAGUCCUCUGAAAACAGAGUUCAUGAUUCAGUGUGCAGAUCCACAGUGUCAUGUUUUACAACACAUUCCAUGUGUUAUCAUCCCAUUAGAGUCCACUGAAGAAACUCCACCUGUUUCUUCUCAACAUUAUUGUGAAAUUUGUAGAAUCAAUCGGUGUGACCCAUUUUGGAAGAGUUUGGCUCACCCUUUAUGUCCUGCAAAGCUCAGUGUCUCAAAUGUUCUGGAUGAUGGUGAACCACAGUUACUACAGAAUGUGGAAACAAGUUUCCAAAUUACAAGAGCAAAUGUACAUUUACUUGAGAAAUCAGGAUACGAUGUACAGGCAUGGUGCAUUUUACUCAAUGAUAGUGUUCCAUUCAGAAUGCAAUGGCCUCAAUACCCUGAUCUAAAAGUCAAUGGAAUUCCUGUUAAGACAAUUAAUAGGCCUGGAUCAAAGACACUUGGAGCCAAUGGUCGUGAUGAUGGUCCUUCAAUUUCGGUGUUUCUGGUGGAGGGACACAACACAAUAUCUUUAUCUGGAUCUGAUGGUCGACCUUUUUGCUUGGGUGUCAGAUUAGUAAAACAACGUACUGUUCAACAGGUUAUCAGCAUGAUUCCUAAUGAACAAGAAGGUGAAUCAUUCACUGAAGCUGUUUCCCGUGUGUGUCGUUGCAUUGGUGGAGGAAUGGCUGCUGCAAAUGAUGAUAGUGACAGUGAUUUGGAAGUUAUUGCAGAUAAUGUCACAAUUAAUCUUCGUUGCCCUAUGAGUGGGUGUAGAAUGAAAACUGCUGCUAGAUUUAAAGGAUGCAUUCACCUUGGAUGUUUUGAUCUUCAUACCCUUGUCCAAAUUAACCAAAGAUCUAGAAAGUGGCAAUGCCCUGUUUGCCUAAAGAACUACUCCUUAGAAGACAUCAUCAUUGACCCCUAUUUAAAUCGUAUUGUGAAAUUGAUGCAAGCUUGCGAAGAAGACGUAACCGAGAUUGAAGUUAAAUCCGACGGAUCUUGGCGAACGAGACUGAGUCGUCCGUUUAUGGAUCUUGAAAGAUGGCAUCUUCCGGAAGGAUCUUUAUGUACAUCUGAAUUUAAUAGUAAUAGUAAUAUUAAUUCAAAUUCAAAUAUGGAAAUCUCCGAAGCGAAAAGCCAACAUGAAGGAAAUCAGUUAGAAGAAUGUGUUGCACCAUAUGGGCAUGAAGUAAUAUCAAUGAGUAGUGGUUCUUCUGAUGAUAACAUGAAAGAAGAUGAUGAUAAUAAUGAGAUGAUGGAUUCCAUACCAUAUAAUCAUAAUUAUAACCAAACAUCCGGAAUCACAAACAGAAGUUCUUCAUCUUCAAUUGGUGAUCCAAGUGUGAUUGUUCUUAGUGAUUCAGACGAAGAUGACUGCGAUUUAGUUUCUGCUACAGAAGAAGAUCCUAUAGUAGCUCCACCUGGGUCAUUGGAUGUUAAAGCGGAAUCUAGCCAGAUGAGUAAUGGGAGAGGAGGAGGGUUAGGGUUAAUUGGAGGCGACCCUUUUACAUUUCCUCGGCAACCUAGGACUGUAAGAAACCAUCAUGGGACAAAAGAUGUAGCUGCAGCCGACUAAAACCAAAAGUUAAUAAUAAUAAUAAUAAU
Lactuca saligna is the source of this 2306-nucleotide messenger RNA. The record is from the annotation of a GenBank genome assembly. NCBI's taxonomy places the organism in Eukaryota, Viridiplantae, Streptophyta, Magnoliopsida, Asterales, Asteraceae.